AUGUCCAAUUAUACAACACGCAUUGAGGAAUCGCCACCACCUUUUCCAGCAAACGACGAUCCAGAAGACAUUGGAUACACAUCCACAUUCUGGAUUGGCCUCGGUGUAUCCGUCAUUACAAACCUCAUUCAAGCAUUUGCGCUAUCAUUUCAACGAAAAUCACAUCUCUUGAAUGAUCUCUUACCUCGUGAACUACGACGAAGUGCAUACAAACGGCCCAUGUGGUUAUUUGCAUUCCUCUCUUUUCUGUUUGCAAAUACCGUUGGAUCCAUCUUCUCCAUCGGAUACCUGCCCAUUGUCAUUCUAGCGCCCAUCGGAGCCAUGAAUCUUGCCUUUAACGCAUUUGCCGCAAAUAUUGUGUUGGAUGACCCGCUAUCAAAGCAAAGCAUUCUGGGAACUGCAUUUAUUGCGUUAGGCGCAUUGUUAGUGGGAUUCUUUGGUGUGAUACCCGAGCCAAAUCAUAGCUUGAGUGAUUUGAUCCAACUCUACAAAAAGUCAGGCUUUAUCAUUUAUUUUACUAUUCUGGAAACUAUCAUUGCUGCAUUGAUGCUUGUAACACAUUACCUGGAAUACCGUUGUGUUCAAAUCGAACUCAAGGAGGAAAUGGAGCAUAAGAAGAUACAUGGCUAUCCAUUGACAGAUUUGAAGCGUUGGAUUGGAAUUAGUUAUGGCAUUCUGUCGGGCAAUGUGAGCAGCCAAAGCAUGCUCUUUGCAAAAAGCGGAAUAGAACUCAUUAUUAUAUCCAUUACAUCGCAAGAGAAUCAGUUGCAGUAUCCCUUGACAUGGUUCUUGCUGGUCAUGAUGAUUUUGACAGGUGGACUCCAGCUAUUCUACUUGAAUAAGGGUCUGCGCUUAUGCGACACCAUGGUCCUGAUCCCGCUGUCGUUUUGCGCAUUCAAUGUCUCGUGCCUGUUCAAUGGACUCGUCUAUUACAAUCAAUGGCAUCGAUUUGAGGUUUGGCAGUUGAUGAACGUCAUUUUUGGCGUGAUUGUCACUGUGUUUGGCGUGUUGCUACUGUCAUGGCAGCAGGAGCACAAGUCGGGAGCCGAUGAGAUUGGUACAUUGCUUUCAGAGACAGACCGCUUAGCAGCGGCGGUGGAUGAAGAUGGCUUUGACGAAGAACAAAUCGUUUACACAGAAGAAGACUAUGACGAUGAAGAUGCUGAUCAGGAUUAUGCAUUGAAUCAUUCCCAAGUAAACUUGCUGGUCAAGAAGAAGAAAAACAAGCAUUUGGCCGACAACACGAACGGUAGCAUCCAUCUCUAA
Molecule: messenger RNA, 1266 nt
Organism: Mucor velutinosus
Lineage: Eukaryota; Fungi; Mucoromycota; Mucoromycetes; Mucorales; Mucoraceae
Exons: 4
Coding region: 1-1266 (421 amino acids)
Biological process (GO): magnesium ion transport
Cellular component (GO): membrane
Molecular function (GO): magnesium ion transmembrane transporter activity
Source: RefSeq, a predicted model, not a curated record